This is a messenger RNA of Drosophila elegans, 2360 nucleotides long. Its product is annotated as major heat shock 70 kDa protein Ba-like. Gene Ontology annotation, biological process: cellular response to unfolded protein; protein refolding. Gene Ontology annotation, cellular component: cytoplasm. Gene Ontology annotation, molecular function: ATP binding; misfolded protein binding; heat shock protein binding. The coding region runs from base 220 to 2151 and encodes 643 amino acids. The record is from RefSeq and is a predicted model, not a curated record. The transcript has a single exon. Lineage: Eukaryota; Metazoa; Arthropoda; Insecta; Diptera; Drosophilidae.
AGCGUCAAUUCAAUUCAAACAAGCAAAGUGAAAACAUCGCUAAGCAAAAGCUAAGCAAAACAAAACAAACGCGGCUGAUAAAGCUAAAUUAAACUGCAAAUUUAAAGUGAAUUUAAUACAAGUAACCACUGAAGAAGUUAUUACUGAAACAAGAACGAGUAGAAGACACCUAAUUACCUUUUACCUACUACUGAUUACCAAGUAAGAAGCAAACACACAAUGCCAGCUAUUGGAAUCGAUCUGGGCACCACCUACUCCUGCGUGGGUGUCUACCAACAUGGCAAGGUGGAGAUUAUCGCCAACGACCAGGGCAACCGCACCACACCGUCCUACGUGGCCUUCACAGACUCGGAGCGCCUCAUCGGCGACCCCGCCAAGAACCAGGUGGCCAUGAAUCCCAGGAACACGGUGUUCGACGCCAAGCGCCUCAUUGGGCGCAAGUACGACGACCCCAAGAUCGCGGAGGACAUCAAGCACUGGCCCUUCAAGGUGGUCAGCGACGGAGGAAAGCCCAAGAUCGGGGUGGAGUUCAAGGGCGAGGCCAAGCGGUUCGCCCCCGAGGAAAUCAGCUCGAUGGUGCUGACCAAGAUGAAGGAGACGGCGGAGGCGUAUCUGGGCGAGAGCAUCACGGACGCUGUGAUCACAGUGCCCGCCUACUUCAACGACUCCCAGCGUCAGGCCACCAAGGACGCCGGUCACAUCGCCGGUCUGAACGUGCUCCGCAUCAUCAACGAGCCCACGGCGGCGGCACUGGCCUACGGACUGGACAAGAACCUCAAGGGGGAGCGCAACGUUCUCAUCUUUGACCUGGGUGGAGGUACCUUUGAUGUCUCUAUCCUGACUAUUGACGAGGGAUCCUUGUUCGAGGUACGCUCCACAGCCGGAGACACACAUCUGGGCGGCGAGGACUUCGACAACCGACUGGUCACCCACUUGGCUGAGGAGUUCAAGCGCAAAUUCAAGAAGGAUCUACGCUCCAACCCGCGCGCUCUGAGACGCCUAAGGACGGCGGCCGAGCGAGCCAAGCGCACGCUCUCCUCCAGCACGGAGGCCACCAUCGAGAUCGACGCUUUGUUUGAGGGCCACGACUUCUACACCAAGGUGAGCCGCGCCAGGUUCGAGGAGCUGUGCGCAGACCUCUUCCGCAACACCCUGCAGCCCGUGGAGAAGGCCCUCAACGACGCCAGGAUGGACAAGGGCCAGAUCCACGACAUCGUACUCGUCGGCGGAUCCACGCGCAUUCCCAAGGUGCAGAGCCUGCUGCAGGAGUUCUUCCACGGCAAGAGCCUCAACCUCUCCAUCAACCCAGACGAGGCGGUGGCCUACGGAGCGGCGGUCCAGGCCGCCAUCCUCAGCGGAGACCAGAGCGGCAAGAUCCAGGACGUGCUGCUGGUGGACGUCGCUCCCCUGUCGCUCGGAAUCGAGACCGCAGGCGGGGUGAUGACCAAGCUGAUCGAGCGCAACUGCCGCAUCCCGUGCAAGCAGACCAAGACGUUCUCGACCUACUCCGACAACCAGCCCGGAGUCUCCAUCCAGGUGUAUGAGGGCGAACGGGCAAUGACCAAAGACAACAAUGCACUGGGCACCUUCGAUCUGUCGGGAAUACCGCCAGCUCCGAGGGGUGUGCCCCAGAUAGAGGUCACCUUCGACAUGGACGCCAAUGGAAUCCUGAACGUCACGGCAAAGGAGAUGAGCACGGGCAAGGCCAAGAACAUCACCAUCAAGAACGACAAGGGACGCCUCUCGCAGGCCGAGAUUGACCGCAUGGUGAGCGAGGCAGAGAAGUACGCGGAUGAGGACGAGAAGCAGCGCCAGCGCAUAACCUCGCGGAAUGCCCUGGAGAGCUACGUCUUCAACGUGAAACAGGCGGUGGAGCAGGCGGAAUCUGGAAAGUUGGAUGAGGCCGACAAGAACUCCGUCCUGGAGAAGUGCAGCGAAGUUAUUCGGUGGUUGGACAGCAACACCACUGCCGACAAGGAGGAGUUCGACCACAAGCUCGAGGAGCUCACCCGCCACUGCUCGCCCAUCAUGACCAAGAUGCAUCAGCAGGCAGCGGGAGCAGGAGCAACUGGUGGCCCGGGAGCCAAUUGCGGCCAGCAGGCCGGAGGAUUCGGCGGCUACUCGGGACCCACCGUCGAAGAGGUCGACUAAAGCCAAUGAGACUUUUUCUGUUCAUCAGUGUGGACUCUUUCCUAUUUUACUCUAAGUUUUUAGGACUGAUAUGAAUUUUUAAGUUGAAUACUCUUAAAUAAGUCCUUAGCAUUAUUAGUAAUUUACAUGUCUUAAUUUAGUAAACAAAUUGUUAUACGCUUAAUUAGAAAUAUGAAAAAUAAAUAAUUUAUUUUACCUUAAAAGAUAAA